Suncus etruscus (white-toothed pygmy shrew) is the source of this 1154-nucleotide messenger RNA. RefSeq names its product MYG1 exonuclease (gene MYG1). The transcript has 7 exons. The record is from RefSeq and is a predicted model, not a curated record. Gene Ontology annotation, cellular component: nucleus; cytoplasm. The coding region runs from base 1 to 1122 and encodes 373 amino acids. NCBI's taxonomy places the organism in Eukaryota, Metazoa, Chordata, Mammalia, Eulipotyphla, Soricidae.
AUGGUGCCGCGCUUCCUGCGCCUCCUGCCGCUACCGUCCCGACUCGCCUGGCCCCGCGCGCUCAGCCUGGAGCCCGCCCCGCCCUGCAAGCGGGCCCGCGAAGGCCCGUCCAUGGCGCCGCCCCGCAUCGGGACCCACAACGGCACCUUCCACUGCGACGAGGCCCUGGCCUGCGCGCUCCUGCGCCUGCUGCCGGAGUACCGGGACGCGGACAUCGUGCGCACCCGGGACCCCGAGCAGCUGGCGGCCUGCGACGUGGUGGUGGACGUGGGCGGCGAGUACGACCCCCGGCGGCACCGCUACGACCACCACCAGCGGUCUUUCACAGAGACCAUGAGCUCCCUGGCUCCUGGGAAGCCAUGGCAGACCAAGCUGAGCAGUGCGGGACUCAUCUAUCUGCACUUCGGCCACAGGCUGCUGGCUCAGCUGCUGGGGACUAGUGAAGAGGACAGCAUGGUGGGCACUCUCUAUGACAAGCUGUACGAGAACUUCGUGGAGGAGGUGGAUGCUGUGGACAAUGGCAUCUCCCAGUGGGAGGGUCAGCCUCGCUAUGCGUUGACAACUACCCUUAGUGCCCGGGUAGCUCGCCUCAAUCCCACCUGGAACCAACCUAACCAAGACACAGAGGCUGGGUUCCAGCGUGCAGUGGAGCUAGUUCGAGAAGAGUUUCUGCAGAGACUAGAUUUCUACCAGCAUAGCUGGCUGCCGGCACGGUCCUUGGUGGAGGAGGCUCUGGCCCAGCGAUUCCAGGUGGAUCCAAGUGGAGAGAUAGUGGAGCUAGCCAAAGGCGGGUGCCCUUGGAAGGAGCACCUGUACCACCUAGAAACGGAGUUGUGCCCUCCGAUGGCCAUCGCCUUUGUUAUCUACACAGAUCAAAAUGGACAGUGGCGGGUGCAGUGUGUGCCUAAGGAGCCCCAUUCUUUCCAAAGUCGGUUGCCUCUGCCAGAGCCCUGGAGGGGCCUUCGAGACGAGGCAUUAGACCAGGUCAGUGGGAUUCCCGGCUGCAUCUUCGUCCACGCCAGUGGCUUCAUCGGUGGGCACCACACCCGAGAGGGUGCUCUGAGCAUGGCCCGCGCCACCCUGACCCAGCGUUCAGCACCUGUGCCGCCUACAGAUGCCUAGAUGUUAUUAAAGUUCCUUUCAUCUCUUACCAA